Molecule: messenger RNA, 1299 nt
Organism: Symbiodinium sp. CCMP2592
Lineage: Eukaryota; Dinophyceae; Suessiales; Symbiodiniaceae
Source: the annotation of a GenBank genome assembly
AUGGGCCAGACGGGUCUCUGCAGAACCGAGGCCAGCCAGGUGGAUGGUGGUGGCGAGCUGCUGUUGACCGGACCUCCCUGCAUCAUCGCCGGCCCGGGAUUGGAGGACACCGCAGAAGCCCUCCGGAAGAAGAUGGGCUGUGCGGGCAGUCCGAGCGUCGACUGGAACAGCUUCCCCUCGGGUGAUCCGAAUGUGCGGUUCCGGUGGCAGGAUGUUCAAGGACAGCACGUGAUUUUCCUCUUUGACACGGUGGACAGGGAACGACUUUUCGAUCAGCUGUCUCUGUUGCAGCAACUCCAGGGCUUUGCGCUCCCCGACAGCGACGAUGCCCCGAACAAGUGGAAGACAUACGCGCAGGAGGGACGCUAUGCUUGGGGACGUGCACAUCGUGUGACGGUCGUGAUUCCCUGGUACCGUCCUUGCCAAAUGGAGCGGACCAGUCGUUGGGAGCCCCAAUCGGGUGGGCCCUGGACCAACUCAGUCCCAGAAGGGCGCUGGCUUGAUGUCCCCACUGCGCGGACUUUGGCUACACUGAUGGCAGCCGAGGCUCCUGCGCCACCUGGGGCCGGUCCAGCGAUUGCGCUGGACUCUCGUCCAAUCGUUCCCCUCUGGCGGCCGCCGCUGUCGCUGUUCUUCGUCGAACUGCACGAGGAGGAGCCUGUCCGUUCAGCCGUCCCGUCGAAGGUGAGCAUACGCACAGAGCGCUUUGUGCCGUUUUUCUUGGAUGUCUUCAAGGACCGCAAGAACUAUCCAGGCGCCGAGCAACUCUUCGUUCUUUUCCCAGACCACGGCGCUUUCAGCCGCUACAAGAGCAGCGUCGAGGACCGCCUCGGCUUAGCGGCUGACCACAUCUUGUAUAUCAACAAGACACGCGUCGGCGACCAGAUCAAGCAGGAGCAGAAGCUAAACUACGAGCUUCCGGCAGGUGCAACUGGGGAGAAGACGUUCUUCGACAAGGGCAGCCAUGUGCUGGUCAUCGACGACUUCACCAACUCGGGUAGCACCCUCUUCGGUGCGGUCACGUUAGUCCGUAGCUUGCUCCGCUCCUCUGGUGGCCUCAUGGGACUAUCGGAGAAGGAGCAGAUCGAAGGCUUGCCAGUGUCGAUCUUUGUCUCCCAUCUGGUUGCUGCGUACACGCCGGAGACCGUCACAAAAAUCCGGAAGAAGCUCGCGGCCUUAGGCCCUACAUGCAAGCUCUACACCACCGACAGCAUUCCGCUGACCACGAAGAUGCUAGAAGACGAUCGCCAGGCGGAGGUGCUUCCGCUCGCGGACUUCUUCUUGGAGUAUUUGAGAUGA